UAAGCCAAUUGAGCAUCCAAUCAGUCCAAUGGUCCUUGCAUUUUCGAACACGCUAGACGCGGCCUAGAAAUGCAGGUCUAGCUUUUACUUUUUUUUCUCACUCCUUGGAAGGCGAAUUUUCCAAUUGUGUUAUCGGUGUAGCUACUUGUACACGGUUUGAGCGUGUCGCUAGCGAACAGUCUCCAGAAAAUUACACUUCCAGCCGAACGAAAGAUGGCGAGUGCAGUUGUGCUGCAAAGCAAGGCAUCGUUGGAAGACGCAGAUGCAACGCUUGAUGACUGCGUCCCCGUCUUUCUCACUGGUAACGAACCCAUAACGUGUGCCUCCAUCGCGUGCCAAAAUCAGCAUGGAUCGAAUCUUCAUUUCUACAGAUUUCCUAAGCAGCCGGGGCGUUGCAAGGAAUGGGCAGAGAAUUGCGGCAACGGCUCGCUACUUGGUAAAUCGACUGCUGAGCUGAACCAAAACCACUAUUUGUGUAGUCUACACUUUGAUUCGUCCCAGUUCCAACAAGGCGAUGACUCCAGCCAUUUAGUUCCAGAUGCAGUGCCUACAUUGUUCACCAUAAGAGCCGGUGCGCAACACUUGGAGAUGGACCAUGAUUACUCGGCUCUGGCGGCGCCAGAUGAAACACCACGACCACCCGGGUUGCAGGGAGUCACCAAGCCGAUGAUAGUGAGAGUCGCAGCACCUCAAGGUAUUUCGAUCCUCAGAGCGCCAGCGGUGGACAAGCCACUUGCGCAAGCUAUGUCGAGCUCGACGCUCGAUGAAUCGGAGAGUUCGGCCAAUAGUGACUCGGCGCUUUCAAAACCGGUAGCCGCAAUGAAACUCUCACCUUCGCCGAAACCAACUAUCAGCUUGCAGCAACUGAAGGCCCUGACCGCCAUACCACAGCAAAAAGCUUCUAGCGUGCCACAGCAAAAAGCUCCUAGCGUGCCGCAGCAAAAAGCUCCUAGUGUGCCACAGCAAAAAGCUCCCACCGUGCUGCAGCAAGAAGUUCCGACCGUGCCCCAGCAAAAAGCACCUGUUGCUGUGCCAGCACCACAGCGAAAGUCGCUGCUAACCAAAAGAAGGCUUGCUCCUACUCCGAAAGAAAGUCCGCUUCAAAAGUACAUGCUCCUUUGCGCCGAGCUAAAGGGUGAUCUUAAGUUCGUCCAGAAGCAAAAGGAAGGCCUGGAGACAAUGUUUACUGGCCUUCAAGACGUGCUGAUACAAGAGGCAAAAACGCUGCGGAUGGAAGACAUUGUAUUAAUCACGGGAGCUCUGGUCAAGUUCCAACAGGAGAGGUACCGUCGUGAGCCCAUCAGCUCGGCCGAGAAGAGUCUCUCCGCACUUUGGCUGAAGCACACCCAGAAAGGAGACCCCAGCAAGGCCAUGAAGCGCCCAGUCAUUGAGAUUGCCGUGUUUGUUUUUGACCACACGCUACCUGGUCAGAUCAUACUGGGCAGGCGGAAACAGCUAUUAGGAGGAGGCCUUUACCAGGUACCCUGUAGUGAGGUGGAAUUCGGAGAGACCUGGGAGGAAGCGGCGUACCGUGAGGUGCUUGAGAGCACCACCAUCCAUAUUCGCGACAUUGCCAUCUGCUCUAUUGUGGAUACAGUUGAGCCCCAGGCGGACUACCACAGCGUGACCGUGUUUAUGCGGGGUGUGGCAGACACCACGCAAACAGCACUGCCAACGGCAAUGCAGCCUGACCGCUGUGAUUCAUGGCACUGGAGACCCUGGGACUCUCUUCCACCACCUAGUGACCUCUAUUGGCCCCUGAGGGACUACCGACUGGAGGGUCUUCAGCCCUUUCCGUAACAUCAGGGACGACAUUGCUCCUGGCAGUGGUUGAAGUGUUGUAAUAGUGCCUACGGUUGUUUUGUCUUCCCGGGUCCCUGAUUGAAAAGCCUAGAAUGAAGACUGUUAUUCUGAGUCAUUGUUGCUGGUAACUUUGAUAAUGCAAGAUUGUAAUGUGUUGUUUUACUUAUGAAGUUAUCUGCUUUUGCUUUGCACUUUGUUGUUUAAAUAGAAAAAGUACAUGGAUCUGCCUGUUUUAACUCGCUGUAGUUCAGCACAGUGAAAACCCAAAAUCAGGAAGCAAAACGUUGGGAUAAAAAUAUAGAAAGGUCGCACACUCAGCUGCAGAGCUUAUUGUCCACUUAUGGUGUCUUUAUAAACAAACUUCCCCAUUAAACUUGAGUAUCGCUUCCCCCUGCUUCCUGUCAGUGGGUCGCAGCACAUUCCAACACUAUUACCACAUGUCAUCACUAAAGACCUUGGAAAUGAGUCCCAAGCCUCGAAUCCCAUCAGCACCACAUAACUCGUUGGCAAACACAUAAUCCCAAAGACUCAUUUCACACCACAGUCUCCCACUUUCCAAGCCAGGCAGUACUUCCCUGAAAGGGAUAAAAAGCCUAAAGCCACAAAGGAAAUUGAACAUUCAUUCUAUUCACUCCAUACAAAACAAAACAAAAAAGUGAACAGCUAAGGAGGGGAGAUGUUUUAAACAAGACCCAAUUAUUCAUUUGCACACUUCACGAGGACACGCCCAGAAAUUGCAGAGUGAGGCAAAAAAUGUGGGACGCUGAUCACCUACAAAACGUUAGGAGUAGACAUUAAACAAUGCAGGCGAGUGCGAGGCCUAUCUGCAUUUUGUUAGAAUUUCUUAUUCCCUGGUCUCGUAUUUUCAGAAUGUUAAACUUCACAAACUUGCACAUCUUUAUAGUGUUACUUGUUCCCCUGUGGUUAUGGUAAUGAAGAGUGCCUGACAUUUUUCA
Molecule: messenger RNA, 2759 nt
Organism: Ixodes scapularis (black-legged tick)
Lineage: Eukaryota; Metazoa; Arthropoda; Arachnida; Ixodida; Ixodidae
Exons: 1
Coding region: 214-1800 (528 amino acids)
Biological process (GO): dGTP catabolic process
Cellular component (GO): cytosol
Molecular function (GO): 8-oxo-7,8-dihydrodeoxyguanosine triphosphate pyrophosphatase activity
Source: RefSeq, a predicted model, not a curated record